GUUUCGCCAGGAAGGCGUGACGUAAUCGCGCACCGGAUCGUUUCCUUGGUUUCCGGGAAACGUGAAAGGAAUGGCGGCCUUGGUGUCGCCGGUGGCACUGGUGGCAUCGACCCCCACCAAACCUCGGAGCAAGAAAAGGCCGACAAGUCCGGGCAACAGCGGGGGUAUAGCUGCAAAGAAGAAGAGAGUAGGGCAGAAUGUUGUGUUGGAUACUAUUGGAGAGAAUCAAAGUUUGGCUACAGAUUCCAGUCCAGGGCAUGGAGAGCCUGCAGUAAAACCUUUGAUAUUUAAGAAUCCAAAUUUUAUUCAUUCUGGCAUGGGUGGUGCAGGUGCUGGGAAAAAGAGCCGUGUUUGGAAAAACCUGAAACAAAUUCUUGCUACUGAGAGGAUGUUCCCAUGGAAACUGAAUGAUCCUAACUAUUCCAGCAUUGAUGCUCUUCCUUCCUUUAAACCAGCCAAAAAAUACUCAGAUAUUUCAGGACUUCCUUUUCUACUGGAUCUCUUUCUAUGAGAUGGCUAUUUGAGGAAAUGAGUCCACCCAACAACAACCAUCCCUUCACAGAGUGGGGAGAAGAAUCCCUGGCCAACAUAGGAAGACGAAUUCUGGAAGUUCCUCACCGAUUCUUUGAAGACAAUAAAAAUGGAUUCCAGGCAAUCACAGUGAACAUAAGGCACAUCAUACAAUCUUUUGAAGUUGUGCACUUUCAUAUGCAGUUCUAGCCAUCAUAUUAUAGGAGGGAUGUGGAGCACUUAGAGAUGGUACAGAAGAAGAUUAUCAGGUUGUUAUCUGGAUUGGAGCACACUAGUUGUAAAAAGUUGGAUAAACUUGGAUUGUUUUCGCUAGGGCAUCAGAGGCUAAGAGGUGACCUGAUAGACGUAUAUAAAAUUAUGAUAGGGUGGAUUGUUGGAGUCUUUCUUCCAGGGUGGAAAUGUUAAAUACUAUAGGACUAGACUUAGUGAGAGGAGAAAAAUUUUUCACACAGAGGGUGAUAGGUGCCAGGAACACUCAACAAGUGAAGGUGAUAGAAUCUUGACUUACUGAGUAAGCUAUGGAUGGAUCUUUCGUGUGUUCAUUCAUGGGAUGUGGGCAUCACUGGCAAGGCGGCAGUAACGUUUAAGGAGCAGUUAGACACAUUAACAAGCAGGAAAUAGAGGGUUUGGACCACUUAGGCAGAUGAGUUUAGUUUAGAAAGGUGACAUAGUAGGCUGAUGGGCCUGUUCUUAUAUGUUUUCUUCCAAAGAAGAGAGAUCUUCCAACAUUCUUCUUUGUUUACUUUACUUUUACCCAUAAGCUAAUUUUUGCACUCCCUAUCAAUAGGUUAAUUUUUUUUCCCAUCUUUACCUGAUCUGGCCUACAAAUGCUUCCUGACCCGUGGUAAUGUGAUUGACAUUUAACUGACCUAUGGGCAAUUAGAGUUGGGGCAUUAAAUGCUGGCCUGGCCAAUGGUGCCCAUAUCCUGCGAAUGAAUUAAACACAAAAUCAUACCCCAUUCAAAUUAGUGCAGUGCGUGGUAUGAAAUUUUAGUGACUCCCUGCAAUAUAUGACUUGAUCAGAGCGAACAAACAUGGUUCAAUCUGUACAUUAUUAUAUUUUGAUACAAUUGUGGUAGAUAAGCAUGUGUCUUAUGGAUAUUAUCUAUUGGACUUCUUAAAAACAUGAAAUGAUGUUCCGUCCAAGAGGUUAAUGGCAGAAAUUAGAGCACAUUGAAUUGGAGGUGUCUUUUGAAUUAGUUUGGAAAUUGGUUGGGAUGGAGAAGAUAGAGUCAAGAUAUAUGAACCCAAUAAAGAUAAAUUUGAGCAUUUUCUAAAAGGUGAAAGAAAAUGGUAGCAACAGCAGCAGUGUUUAUCUAUGCAAUUUCUUUUACAAGAUGGUUUCCCAAAGUAAUCUUCACAUCCAUACUGCACCAAGACCUAUAAGGAAGUACUGGGGCAAUUUGCAGAAUCUUAGAAAUGGAGUUAAGUUUUCAGAUUAAAGGAGGCAAGAGAGAGGGUUUACAGAUCUUAAAACCAGAACUUUGGAACAGAAUAGUUUUAUGCAAGCAAUCUGAAUUGGAAAUUUGUGGCAGGAAUUAGAGACGAUGGUUUUCCCUUUUGCUCACUGGAUAUUAAAAAAUUAAACACAUUAAUGGAUAGAGGGAGAAAGGUGGUGAUGAGCUGGAGCUGCGUGUUGUCAGCUGAUGCAAUUUCCAAUGGUGUAUCAACCAAGGGUUUCCCUCCAUUGUGUUUGAUAGGACCCUGUUCAUAUUUGGUCUCUCCACUUUCCUCCCCCACCCAGCAGAACCAUAAUUGUUGUAAGUUUACUGUUGUUCUCAGCUUCCAUGCCAUCAGCUUCCACAUUCAAUGAACCACCCGCUGUCACCAUGUUUUCCUUCCAUUUGUUUCAGCUUUCUGAGGAACCAUUCUGAAGUUGUCUUGUUGGUUGUGCUCAACAAUCUCUCCCCUUCCACUGAACCUUAUGUCAGCUUGUGAAAUACAAUACUUACUUUUUUAUCUCCUUCCUGCCAGGGUCCCAAGCCUUCCAGAUGAAAUUUCUCAAUUCAGUACACUGUACUUGCCAUUCACAAUAUGAUUUUCCCUACACUAUGCAGAACUGGUGCAGGUUAAGUGACCACUUCGAGGAACACUUUCAGUCCCAUUGCCUGUCAUUUUAAUUCCCCCCUUCACUCCCAUUGAGAUCUCUUUGUCCUUGUAAUUCCAUUGAGGUUGGAUGUAGAUUCAAUAAGCCACAAAUCAUUUUUUGGUGAGGCAUGUUCCAAAAAUUCUGGACAUCUAACAUGGAGUUGAGCAGGUAGACACAGUGUUUGCCUGCGCCUCUGCAUUAGUAAUCCAUUGACACUACCACUAGGCCAACAUCUGUCCUUGAUACCUUCGGGUCAAAAGUUCUGGUUCAGUCUCUUCUAGAGGGCAUCUACUAGUGCUGCUUCUACUAUUCUCAUGUACAUGGUCUCUAGGCCCAUAUUUUGUUUCUUUACUUGUCUUUCUAUCUCCUUUUGCUUUGAGUCCGUAUUCCUUUUGUUAUUUAAGGAUCUUUCUUCUUCUUCUUCUUCUUCACCAUUCCCUAUUUCCAGUGCUGCAAACCAAUUAAAUCCCAACAUUUCUAGUUUUGAUGAAAGAUCACAGACUUGAAAGACUGGCUGUGUUUCUCUUUCAAGAUAAGUUGUCUGAUCUGAUUAUUUCCAGUAUUCAUAUGGUUACGUUUCAUAUUUGCAGCAUCUGCAGUUUUUUUUGUCCUUUUUUUAAUUCAUGAUGUCUCCACAGUACUGCAGGUAGUGGUUAAUUAGUAAAGGGCCAAGGAUAAAUCCUUGGGGAUCCCAGAGCUAACAGAAGCCAUUGCAGGUGGAGGUUUAGCAACUCAAGUUAUUAAAAGUUAGUAGAAAGCUACAAAAAAGCAAUUAAAAAAGUUCGUGGAAUGCUGACUUUUAUCUCAAGAGAUUGGAAUGCGAAGAGCAGGAAGUUGUGCUGCAGUUACAUAAAGCAUUGGUAAGAGCCCUUGUGGAGUACUGCAUUCAGCUUUGUGCACCAUAGUUCUCGAAGAAUAUGUUGUGGGCUGUGCCACAAAUUCACUUGAAUAAUAUUAAGGUGUAGGGGGUUAAAUUGUGGGCAUGUCUUUAUAUUCAAGGUUUGUGUAAAGAUUUAAACCUCAGGUGCUGAUUGGAGUUGCUGUGGGUAUGUUCGCUGAGCUGAGAAGUUGGUUUGCAGAUGUUCCGUCCCCUGUCUAGAUGACAUCCUAAGUGCUUUGGAUCCU
Molecule: messenger RNA, 3745 nt
Organism: Chiloscyllium plagiosum (whitespotted bambooshark)
Lineage: Eukaryota; Metazoa; Chordata; Chondrichthyes; Orectolobiformes; Hemiscylliidae
Gene: ino80c
Product: INO80 complex subunit C
Biological process (GO): chromatin remodeling
Cellular component (GO): Ino80 complex
Source: RefSeq, a predicted model, not a curated record